Maniola jurtina (meadow brown) is the source of this 1997-nucleotide messenger RNA. RefSeq names its product GDP-L-fucose synthase (gene Gmer). The record is from RefSeq and is a predicted model, not a curated record. The transcript has 8 exons. The coding region runs from base 200 to 1168 and encodes 322 amino acids. Lineage: Eukaryota; Metazoa; Arthropoda; Insecta; Lepidoptera; Nymphalidae. Gene Ontology annotation, molecular function: GDP-L-fucose synthase activity. Gene Ontology annotation, biological process: nucleotide-sugar biosynthetic process.
AAUUGUCGUAAUUGACCAAAUCAAUGUAACUGAGAAUUGAGAAUAACAAUUAACAGCUGCUUAGUAAAAUUUUUUAUUUCCCGGCGGCUGAUAAGAAAAUAAUUUAUUUAAUUUGGCCCACGUAGAAAGUUCAAAUACUUAGUAGUUAAACUCAAUUCAAGUAACUUUUUAAUAUUCCAGUUAUUCAAUACGCAAGACGAUGAGUGGAGAAAACAGCAUUAUCCUGGUGACCGGAGGAUCCGGUCUCGUUGGACAAGCGAUAAAAACUGUGAUUGAUGAAGAAAAGAAGUUGGGUUCAAAUGGUGAAACGUGGAUUUUCUGUGGCUCCAAAGAUGGUGAUCUCAGGGACAGGACCCAGACGGAAGCCCUGUUUGAUAAAUACAAGCCCACACAUGUGGUGCACUUAGCUGCAAUGGUUGGAGGGCUGUUCCACAACAUGGCACAUAAUUUGGACUUCUUUAGAGAGAAUAUGGCAAUAAAUGACAAUGUGUUGAAUGUGAGUCAUAAACACAAUGUGAAGAAAGUUGUGUCCUGUCUGUCCACCUGCAUCUUCCCAGACAAAAUCACAUAUCCUAUUGAUGAGACUAUGAUUCAUAAUGGUCCUCCUCACUCUUCAAACUACGGCUACAGUUAUGCGAAGAGAAUGAUCGAUAUACUUAACAGGGGCUACAGCGAGCAGCACGCUCGCACGUUCACGUCGGUGGUGCCGUGUAACGUGUUCGGGCCUCACGACAACUUCUCCCUGGAGUCCAGCCACGUCAUACCCGCGCUCAUACGACGGAUGGACGACGCUAUGCAAAACGGUGACACCACGUUCACAGUAUGGGGCAGCGGCAAGCCGUUGAGGCAGUUCAUAUACUCAUUGGACCUCGCUAGACUAUUUGUAUGGGUGCUUAGAAAUUACGAUAGCGUUGAACCGAUCAUAUUAUCAGUGGACGAAAAAGACGAAGUGCCAAUAAGCAGCGUAGCGGAAGCCAUAGCGAAAGCCCACGGCUUCCAGGGAGACAUCCUCUACGACACUUCCAAAGCAGACGGACAGUACAAGAAGACAGCGUCGAACAACAAACUGAGAUCGCUCCAUAAAGACUUUGAGUUCACGCCUUUCACUGAAGCUAUACACACCACAGUUACAUGGUACAAACAAAAUAAACAACACGCGAGGACAUAGUCACUACAACCAGUGACUAGUGAACGACAAAACAUAGAAAUCGCGUUUCUAAAAUUAUUGCCACGUACAACCUAUAUACCUUCUAGGUAACAGUGAAUAGGUAUUUUCUAGGCAGCGCGCUUCAACCUAGAUCGAAAAAAAAUUGUAACAAUAAGGGCCAAAAGCUCACGUCUGUCAACAUAACUUCAACUAAAUAAAGUAGUUUAAAUCGCAGGCUCAUAAUUAGUACUGUGUAUCAUGCGACACUGCCGAGAUUGGUCGAAUCAAAGUGAUAGUUAGGACAGUUGAAUUGAAGACACUUCGGUAGAGUAUAAUAUAUGCACCUCCCAUUAGGAUAAAGAUUUCGUUAUACUCUAAUGAGCGUAAGAAAUAAUAAUAGGCUUUAUUGUUGUCUUAUUGCUAGUUAUAGAUACAUGUGUUAUCUGCUAUAAAAACUAACAAUAAACAAUAGCAAACUCGCAAACUAGCAGUCGCAAACUCAGCAUAACUGAGCAUUGAUAGGAAUGCUCAGCGCAUGGUUUUCUGUUUGAUCCAAAAAAAUAUUGAUUGAUUAAUAAAAUAUUGCCGCACCGCGCCCGUUGCGUUUCCUGCUUAUUGAUCAAUAUUAAAUAAAUAACAGUACCACCCAAAAGCAAGAAUAUAAAAAACAGUACAGUAAUACACAAGGAAAAAAAUAAAAGUUUCAUUCACUGACCCCAACGCCUGUGAUGUUUGCGGCAGAGCCAAAACACCGUCGUAACACCUAAGACUAUCACUGUAUUUUAUCACAAUGUUAUCAUACAAAUAACAAUAAAUUAUUAUAUGAUUUAGUUAUUUAUUUAUUUUUAUA